UGUUCAGCUGCUCUAUUGUGUGUGUCUGCUGUCUCCAGCACUAUCCAGGGCUCAGGCCUGCAGUCCAGACACUUCCUGUAUGUCAGCGACGUCACAGACGCCUUCCUGACACUCAUGGAGAAGGGCAUUCUGGGAGAGAUCUACAACAUCGGGAGCAGCUUUGAGAUUCCCAUCAUUCAGCUCGCCAGAGAACUAGUGAAGGUGAAAGUGAAGGAUGUCCCCGAGGAAGCGCUGGUGGACUGGAUAGAGUUUGUUGAGGACCGUCCCGUGACGGAGCUCCGGUAUCCCAUGAUAUCAGACAAACUGCACAAACUCGGCUGGAGACCCAAAGUAACCUGGAAGGAAGGAAUCAGACGGACCAUGGUAUGAAGAGAAUCCAAACUACUGGCCGUCGAUCAGUGAGAAUGAAGAGGAAUCGCCAGCGUCGUGUGAUCAGACGCCGUCACAUGCUGUGCCUUAUCACGUCAGAUAAUGACGUUUAUUAACUGAUUUAUACAGUAUCUAUGCAAGAUUGUCCAGCAGCUCCUAAAUAAAGUGCUACUCGGUGAAUGUGAUGGAGGAUUGUUAGAGACUUUAUACUCUAAACAUCAUCAUAAAAUGCCACAGGAUUAAAGAGGACCAAAAGAUAUUUUAAUGGAAACUGUAUGUCUUAAACUGACACAAGCUCAGUUGUUUUGACUGAUUUCAGUAUUUGAUUACGAAAACUCUUCAUUUGUACGAUUGUUUCUGAUCAUUUUUAUGUUUUAAUAAAACAGUUUACAAACAUGCUUGUGAUAAAGUUCUGUUGUUAAUGCGCUGCAUGAGAUGAGACUUU
Molecule: messenger RNA, 814 nt
Organism: Sinocyclocheilus grahami
Lineage: Eukaryota; Metazoa; Chordata; Actinopteri; Cypriniformes; Cyprinidae
Product: dTDP-D-glucose 4,6-dehydratase-like
Exons: 4
Coding region: 115-369 (84 amino acids)
Source: RefSeq, a predicted model, not a curated record